GCUUUUUUGGAUUUUUCUUCUUCUGUUUUUGUCACGAAGGUUUUUAACUGCUAAUCUUUGCAGUUGGUAAAACUAAGGGACUUGGACAAUCCUUAUGCAGAAAUCAGACCACUAUCUCCUCAGAACAAGCGAGAAAAUUAGAACUUAUUGGUUAUGGGGUAUGUUCUCCUAGAUGUAGAUUUUAUGGGCAAUAUGUAUCGAACACUACGGGACAUGCUUCAUCCAUAGCACAUAGAAUGCGUAAUACUUUCCAUGGGAGUUAUUCAGUGACUUCACGGGGAACGGCUGUAAGAAAUCAUGCACAAAUUACUUGGAAGACGCUAUCAAGUAAAUCUUUCCAUGAAGGACAAACAUUUAUUAGCUUAAGUCGAUUUGCACAAGCACUUAGCUUGGCAUUGAGCAGGUCUUAUGUGAUUCUCCCUAGUUUUCUUCCCUUGACAUAUGGAAGAAAUAUAGCACUGGCACAAGCACCAACAGACUUGGAGUACGGUCGCCCAAGGACUAGCUUCUACAGGCAUGCUGAAGACGGACAUUUUUUGGUCACCUCAUUGUUGCAUUCCAUAUUUGAAGGUUUUGUCCUGCUGUUGAGAGCCUUUUAUUUGGGGAUACUCUUUUCUCCUAGCAUUGUAAUGGCCCCAUUUGCUGAUGCAUUUGGACCUUCUUUCAGGAAACUGUGGCUUCAGGUAGUCCGUAGCACACUCGAAAGAGCAGGUCCUGCAUUUAUCAAAUGGGGCCAGUGGGCAGCUACACGGCCUGAUCUUUUCUCUAAAGAUUUGUGUACUGAGCUAUCAAAGCUUCACACAAAAGCUCCUGAACAUAGCUUUGCUUACACGAAAAAGGCAAUCAAAAAAGCAUUUGGUCGAGAGAUUUCUGAAAUAUUUGAUAAAUUUGAGGAGAAACCUCUGGCAUCUGGAAGUAUUGCUCAAGUGCAUAGGGCUUCCUUGUUGUAUCCAUACCAUGGUCGGCAGAUCAAGCCUAUAGUGGUGGCUGUGAAAGUUAGGCAUCCUGGAGUAGGUGAAUCAAUAAGACGAGAUUUCGAGAUUAUUAAUCUAGUCUCUAAGAUAUCAAAGUGCAUUCCUAAACUUAAGUGGUUAAGGUUGGAUGAAAGCGUCCAGCAAUUUGCUGUUUUUAUGAUGUCUCAAGUUGAUCUUGCUAGGGAAGCUGCACAUUUAAGCCGCUUCAUCUAUAAUUUCCGUAGAUGGAAGGAUGUCUCUUUUCCAAAGCCUGUCUAUCCCCUAGUGCAUCCUGCAGUAUUGGUGGAGACUUUUGAACAAGGGGAGUGUGUUUCAUAUUAUGUUGAUGAGCUUGAAGGCCAUGAAAGACUUAAAAGUGCACUUGCUCAUAUUGGGACCCAUGCUCUUCUAAAGAUGCUUUUGGUGGAUAACUUUAUUCAUGCUGACAUGCAUCCUGGAAAUAUUCUUGUUCGGGUAACCCAAAGCAAGUCAUCUCGGAAACGAAUCUUCAAAUCAAAGCCUCAUGUUGUUUUCCUUGAUGUAGGCAUGACCGCUGAACUUACUAACAAUGAUCGGAUAAUAUUAUUGGAGUUCUUUAAGGCAAUUGCUCAUCGAGAUGGACAGACUGUAGCAGAGUGCACUUUGCGAUUGUCAAAGAAACAGAAUUGCCCUAAUCCAGAAGCCUUCAUUAAGGAAGUAAAGGAGUCAUUUGAUUUUUGGGGUACUCCAGAAGGUGAUUUUGUCCACCCUGCUGACUGCAUUGAACAACUCCUUGAGAAAGUUAGGCAUCACAGAGUGAACAUAGACGGCAACGUCUGCACUGUUAUGAUGACAACUUUAGUCCUUGAGGGCUGGCAAAGAAAGCUUGAUCCUGAUUAUGAUGUUAUGCAUACCCUGCAGACACUGCUGCUCAAAUCUGAUUGGGCAGAAUCUCUAACUUACACUAUUGAAGGACUCAUGGCCCCAUGACAAGCUCUUCUAAUUCUUCCUCCAACUGCAACAUAACUACUUGUAAGUGUAGAACAAAGAAUUGUAUAUUAGCCAAUAGUUCAGUUUGGUUACAAGUUUUAACCAUUUAAGCUAAGCCUGAGUGUAGAAAGCAGCCUUAGGAGGACUUUGUCCUGUACUUGUUGCUUUAGUCCAAAAAUAUUACAGCCACAUGGAUCUUAUCUCAUACAUGUAGGAGUUUAUAAGUAAAGAAGAAUAAAAGAUCAUUCUUUGAUUGUCAUCUACUCUUGUAUUGAACGUGUUUUAUUAUACAUCUAAAGCCCUUUUCUUUGCCUGAA
Molecule: messenger RNA, 2239 nt
Organism: Solanum dulcamara
Lineage: Eukaryota; Viridiplantae; Streptophyta; Magnoliopsida; Solanales; Solanaceae
Exons: 5
Coding region: 237-1922 (561 amino acids)
Source: RefSeq, a predicted model, not a curated record